AUGUCUCGAUGGAAAGCCUUCGUCAGUAAACACCUGAGAUGGUCCAGCACCUUCACCCAGGCCCUUGUCCUGUCCAUCAUCACGUUUGGUGUGGUUCUACCUCUGUGCUGCCAUCGGCUACUCUACUCUUACUUCUUCAUCAAGUCCAUGUACCUGAAGUCCAUGAGUGAAGAUGUCCUGCAGAAAAGUCUCCGAAGAGGCCAAGAUGCUCUGCAUUUCUGGCAGAGCACUCCCAGUACUGCAGCAGUGUCCUCCAGGUUCAGAGACAUUACCCAGCAUCCUGACUUGCUGGUCACCGUGGUGACAGCCAGGCGAGGUGAAGGGCAGGACUUUCACUACCUUCUGCAGGUAAUGCAGCAGCUGAGUGGCCUUCUGGGGAGCUGUGGGGAGCUGAGGUGUGCAGAGGUGUUGGUCUGCGACGUGGAAAGUGAUCCCCAGGAAAACCAGGAUGCAAGGCUGCUAGAGAAUCACUUCCAGGUGAUCCGGCGUUCCUUGGAGGAGCAGCAGAGGAACAGAGAGCGAAUCAACACUUUUGAAAGAGAGAAGAGGGAUUACGUUUUCUGCCUCCGCAAGGGAUGGGAGCUGGUAAGACCCAAAAAUGUGGUUGUCUUGGAGGAUGACGCCUUGCCGAGGCAGGACUUUUUCACUGUCAUCGAGGACUUACUAUCACGUCGCUUUGCCCUCCACUCUCUUUACAUAAAGCUCUAUCACCCUGAGAGGCUGCAGCGCUACUGGAACCCUGAGCCUUACCGCAUCCUAGAGUGGGUGGGACUGGGGCUGGUAGGAGCGACCGCCCUCCUCCUCACCUUCCCGUACUGGAAUCCGCCUUUCUCUUUCACACUGUCUGCUGGUCACCUUGUCUUCUUCACUCUCUACUUCAUGGCUGUUGCUGAGCUGCUGGGGCGGCACUACCUCCUGGAGAUACGGAGACUUUCCCCCCAGCUCUACACUGUAUCUCCAGCCACAGAGUGCUGCACUCCAGCAAUGCUCUUUCCUGGGAACUCCUCCCUCAGAGUCGCACAGUACCUAGAUGCUUCACACUGUGUGAAGGGGAAUGCCAAAGACAUGGUCCUGUAUCAUAAGGCCAGGACAACCCCUGGGGAAAGGUCUCACAGUGUGGAACCAAACCUCAUCACCCAUAUUGGGGCCUACUCCUCGGUCAGGCCCAACCCAUUAAGACCCAAACUCCUCUGA
Xyrichtys novacula (pearly razorfish) is the source of this 1194-nucleotide messenger RNA. The record is from the annotation of a GenBank genome assembly. NCBI's taxonomy places the organism in Eukaryota, Metazoa, Chordata, Actinopteri, Labriformes, Labridae.